GCGUGGCCUUGGCGGACACGUCCGGAGGGCUGGAAAAGCUGGCGCUGGAGUGCAACCUGGAGUAGCUGCCCAGGCGCUCGGACUCCCGGCGUGGAAGGUGACCGUGGCCCCGGGGACGCGGCCGGCCACCAGGCACGCUGUCCCUGGAAGAACCAGCCAUGUCAGGAUGAGAGAAGGCUGAGGGUGGGCUGCUCUCCACCAGCCCUUCGGAAGCCAUAAGACACUGCAGCUGUAGGGUUCUUCCCUGUGUCACGCUAUGGUGAAAAAUGUUCCGGAAAGGCAAAAAGCGACACAGCAGUAGCAGUUCCCAAAGUAGCGAGAUCAGCACGAAGAGCAAGUCUGUAGAUUCCAGCCUGGGGGGUCUGUCACGCUCCAGCACUGUGGCCAGCCUGGACACGGACUCCACCAAGAGCUCAGGACAAAGCAACAAUAAUUUAGACACCUGCGCAGAAUUUCGAAUAAAGUAUGUUGGUGCCAUUGAGAAGCUGAAACUCUCCGAGGGAAAAAAUCUUGAAGGACCACUCGACCUGAUAAAUUACAUAGAUGUUGCCCAGCAAGAUGGAAAGUUGCCUUUUGUCCCACUGGAAGAAGAGUACAUUAUGGGAGUUUCCAAGUAUGGUAUCAAAGUGUCCACGUCAGACCAAUAUGACGUGCUGCACCGGCACGCUCUGUACCUGAUCAUCCGCAUGGUGUGCUACGACGACGGCCUGGGCGCAGGCAAGAGCUUACUGGCCCUCAAGACCACAGACGCCAGCAGCGAGGAGUACAGUCUGUGGGUUUACCAGUGCAGCAGCCUGGAGCAAGCACAAGCCAUCUGCAAGGUUUUGUCCAGCGCAUUUGAUUCUGUGCUGACCUCGGAGAAGUCCUGAGCUCUGCAGCCGGGCAGGAGCCGCCUCAGCUCGGCAUCCAGCUGCUUCCUAAACUGCUGUGCUCUCGAUCUGGGACGCUGAACUCUUAGGGGACCAGGAAGGGACGCGCCAGUCCAAUUCUCUGAAGAAAGUUACGAUGUAUGAAACACCAGUCAUCUUUUACCGUAUUAAAAUGCACAAUGGGUUAACACA
This is a messenger RNA of Chinchilla lanigera (long-tailed chinchilla), 1061 nucleotides long. It is a transcript of the gene Itgb1bp1, whose product is annotated as integrin beta 1 binding protein 1. NCBI's taxonomy places the organism in Eukaryota, Metazoa, Chordata, Mammalia, Rodentia, Chinchillidae. The coding region runs from base 267 to 869 and encodes 200 amino acids. The transcript has 8 exons. Gene Ontology annotation, biological process: negative regulation of substrate adhesion-dependent cell spreading; negative regulation of focal adhesion assembly. The record is from RefSeq and is a predicted model, not a curated record. Gene Ontology annotation, molecular function: integrin binding. Gene Ontology annotation, cellular component: cell periphery; lamellipodium; cytoskeleton.